Molecule: messenger RNA, 801 nt
Organism: Torulaspora globosa
Lineage: Eukaryota; Fungi; Ascomycota; Saccharomycetes; Saccharomycetales; Saccharomycetaceae
Gene: SGN1
Product: Sgn1p
Exons: 1
Coding region: 1-801 (266 amino acids)
Molecular function (GO): RNA binding
Source: RefSeq, a predicted model, not a curated record
AUGCCGGUAGAAGGAAGUAUUGAAGAAAGAAACGCUACUGCUAAUCAUGAUACUGAAGUACAAGACGUUUUGGACAAACCUGAGCAGUCAGCUCAAGAAGCGUAUUUAGCUGAAAUCAAACUGAGUACUUCCAUGAAAGCAAUGUCGCUGGACGACAAAUCAAAUGAAUUUUUAAAGCCAAGCCGGGAGGAAAGAUACGCAGCGCAAGUGGAAGCUGACUCUCGGUCAAUAUUUGUUGGCAAUAUUACCUCUGAGAUAACGCCAGAGAUAAUAGAAGAGCAUUUCAAAAACUGUGGUAACAUUAAAAGAAUAACACUACUGUACGAUAAAAAUACGGGAGCCCCGAAAGGAUAUGCGUAUGUGGAAUUUAACAGUAUAGAGGAACAGAGGAAAGCUCUAGAGUAUAAUGGCUCCAAUCUCAAGGAAACUGUAAUAACCGUUUACAAGAAGAGAACGAAUUUGCCUGGAUAUCGUCGGCGUUUUCAAUAUCGAAAUUCAAGUAUCUGCUACCAACAACAGUGGGGGCAUUCCCAAGACAACUACCAAGCUCAUGGAAUUGUUGAUAUUUAUCGUCAAUUCAAUUUUAAAGCCGACCACUCUCAGAGCUUCGAUCGUUAUAAUGGAGGCUACGGUCAAAGGCACAACCGUCGAGGUAACGGACGACAAGAUCACCGGUUGAAUCUCACAAAAUCUCGUACCUCAAAAGAGCCAACCGCUACUCCUCAGGUAAGUAGCAUCGAAAGUGAUGAUAAGAUUGCAGAUUCUUUGGCAAAUGAUGCUACUAAUACUACUCCAAAUUGA